Molecule: messenger RNA, 6058 nt
Organism: Amoebophrya sp. A25
Lineage: Eukaryota; Dinophyceae; Syndiniales; Amoebophryaceae
Source: the annotation of a GenBank genome assembly
CAAGAACAGAAUAGACUUAGAGACGAACUAUAUACAUAAGUUUUCGGAUGUUGGAUAUACUCGAGAACGCUUCGCGAGGUGGUCAGCGAUUGAUACAUAUGAGUGCGUCUUUUUGUCUUGCUCGAAUCGUUGAGGUGCAAUGAGCAGCGUCUUCAAUCACAAGCGUAGCGAAAGUCAAUAGGAAUUCCAAAUAUCGGUUGAGUUCAAUCGAGCGACACGAGAGCAUCGAAUUCGAAAUCGAAAAAAGGGCAAUUUGUAACGAAUGACCAUUCAAGAUGGGCGAUCGCGAUAGCUAUCAAAAGUUUUGAAAACUCUACUGAAUAAGUACAGUCUUUUUAGCACCAGCGCUAUAAUUCCAGAAAAAAAUCUGUAAAAAGAAUCCACCAUCGUCUUAGUCUUUCCAAAAAAAUCAUGCGAUAGCAAAAAAGCGUAGAACAAAUCACAGAGAGCAUGACUCAGGUGAGCAACGACUAGGGAGGCAGUGCUUACGAAUCUUCAACUUCGAUACGUACUGCACCAGUACGUAUGCAACAAGGUAGAGAAUCUCGAUAUCCAAAUUUUUCCAAGAAUUGACAAAGACAAGAUGCCUCCUGCAGCACAGGCAAGGAGCAGCAUGAUGCUGGGCCCUUUUAGGGACCUUUGGCUAGCAGCAACGCAUCCUUCGCGCAAGAGCACGCUGGAGAAGGACUUGCAGCCUCUCAUUGUCGAAUUCGAAUUGCACCAUGUCAAAGCAGCCUCUUCAACCUCAGGAGAUCAACAAACAGGGAGCCUCGGACUAUGUGGUGGUCCUCAACAACAGAAGAAGUCUUCCUCAUCUUCAACGACAUUUUUAAAAACAUCUGCGUGGUCCUCGUCUUCUCUCAGUUUGCAUGUUUACGGAACGCUGUUUCAGGGGUUGGCUAAGGUAAUGCAUUUGAAGCUAGCCAGAGUAGUGGGGCAAGCGGAAAAAGCGAUUUCCCAGUUCCUAAAACGUGGUUUGCCGAUCAAGAAAAAGAAACAAAAACAUGCUGUUGGAGGUGUGGGAGCACAGUGGAAUGUCUUAACACCGAUCAGGGAUCAGGAACAAGGUAUAUUAUAAUUUUUUUUUCUAAUAUAACAAACCAAUUUUUCAUCAAUGCAAGAUGAAAGGAAUUGUGAAGAGUAGUUCUUUAUUUAGCAGAGACAGGAUGAUGUCGUCCAUGUCGAAGUUCUUUAUCUCACACACACCAGAUAUACUAAUGAAAUAUUGUUAAGUAGGUACCUUCUAGAGGUAAAUAAGCCAAAUUUCCCAAAAGAACUCCACUUCAUUUUCCAUACCUCCAACUCCACUUAGUCUUAAUGUCAUCACGACUUUUGAAAGAAUAAUCCUACUUCCACCGACUUCUACAGCCGUCGUCGUCCCCUUUCUCGAUACUGAUGGUGAUCACGACGUGGACGCAGAAGUCAUUUUCCAGGCUCAAUCUGCAGCCUUCGCGCGUGAGUCUCUGUCUACACAGGUGGAUGACUCUUCGCAGAUGAACCAGGGUCAAGAGGAACAUAUCAAUGGGCUUUUGCGGACUGCCAGAGGCCACGCAGCGGCUGCAAAAGGUCGUGGUAAGGAUUCAAAGAUGUUGGGAUUGAGUCCUGCUCAGGAAGAUCUAGAAGAAGGUCCUGGAGGAGGUGGAGGAGCUCUUGAGGAUGUACACCACCAUCGAGAUGUUGACCUAAAACUACUAGAUUUUGAUGAUCCAUUGCCGGCUGCUAGCCCAGCAGCUGGAGAAGUAGACUUCGAUUUGAGUCGCAUGCUGCAGACUGGUGGUGGGAACAUGAAAACAACAACUUGUAAAAAGGAGAACGAUCACGUCGCAGCUUCUUCACCCGAAGACAACUACGACAGCAUGAUGAUAGAAGCCUUACGUGGAGACGGGACAAGGACCACGAAGGACAAGAGCUUACUACGUGGCAUGAGUGCUUCAAAUCUCCUGACAACGGUGAAUGUGAAAGGAAUGGCAAGAACUUGUUCUUCUGAAGAGAUAAACCUCAGGAACAACUCACAAGAUUCUUCAGGCAUCUUCAACCUACAACAACACCCUGAUAGUAGCGAACUAGGACCACACGGUGCAGCUGGGGGUUCUCCAGACAUGCCUGUUCCAGGCGUCCCAGGAGGAAAGAAUUCCAUAGAAGGCCAUGACGUUGAUAUGUUGCAAGAACCUCCCGGAACGACCGAUGAACCGUUUGCCCAUGUAAACCUCAGUCCACCUCCUCCCUCUAGUUGUAGUCGUGGAAGCAGUAAAAGGAGUAGUAAAGAUCAUGCUUCUAAAGAUGAUCAAGAUCAUGAAGAUCUUCAGGAGAAGAAUAAGAAGCUGGGCAGCACACCUGGAAGCAUGCCUUCUUUUGGCGCUGUGACUCCGGUUGAGGUGGCACAUGAUGAGCUGCAUGAAGUAGGAAAGGAUCAGCAUCAGCUAAGUCAGAUGCUACAGUCGUCCAGAAGUAAAUCAAAAUCAUCUUCCUCUGCGGGAACGUCGGGGAAUGGUCUUCUUAACCACGAAGGAGUUGGACAAGGACUACAAGACGGAAGUUAUUUUCACCAAGGUCGUGCUAAUGGACGAGGAGGUGGCUUCACCCCCGUUGAAGAUGACGACGACGACGAAGAGCAUGUCAACAACCUAAAACUGAACAAAGAUCUCAACAAUGCUGGAAAGGACAGCGAUCACGACAACAACAAAAAGCUUCGGAAGAUGAAGAUGAAAGCGAAGAAAGUUCCGGUUGCAGAACGUGUGAUUGUACAGAAAUCGUAUCAACGUUCUGACGCCUUCAAAUUGAGCGACUUACUGGAGAAAAACGGACAUGGAUGGCGCGAUCGCAUUCGCAUCAACAGUGGAGGCCCUGAGCAAUGCGUUUUGUCGGUGGAGGCAUUAGCAUCGCGCUCGGAUCAGCAUUGCAGAGAGUUGUUCCCUGUGAUGGCCGUAAACGUCGCGAACGCUUUUGAACUACAGUCUGCAUCAUCUUCGUCAGGCUUGUUGUUCGAAGACAACAAGGAAGCGAAAAGCAACAAGCGCAUCAACAUCAAUCACUUUGAUAACAUCAAAGGAGGUGAUGAUCUACAUCUAGGAAAUUAUCAAUCUGAUGUUCGCGUGCUGCUUCCUCGCGAUCCAUUUGCCGCUGUGGAAGGGAUGGCAGAAGAUCUUGGAGCAGGUAGUAAACGUCGCAGACUUGUCGAGGGAGGAUUCGUUGAAGGACAUCCAGUAGGAGAUAUCUCAACUGUUAUUUGCAAUCGUGAAUUGGAUUUCGAUGUUGAUGAACAAGUAGAUGAGGGGCCCCAGGCUGAGGCAUCUUCCCUAACGCCUGGCAGUGCUGGUAACUCAAACUUAGAAGGUGGAUGUAAUACAAGUGGAGGUGGUGCUGGUAACUCAAACUUAGAAGGUGGAGGUAAUACAAGUGGGGGUAUAACUAUAAGCAGUGGGGGUCUACGUUUAGGGAUCAUGGAAGAUAACAACAUGCUUGGAGGAUCUUCUGAAGGAGGCGGAAGGAUCACACCUGGAGCAGUGUCAGUGGGCGGUAGUGCUGGUGGGUUGCCUCUCGCACAAGAUGCUUUUAACACUGGAUUGGUAGCCGCAAACAACAAGGCCACGACAUUGCCUAGUAGUCCUUUACCUCGUCCAGAACUAGUACAAGGUCCUCAGGAGCAACAGCAGAGGACAAGAAUGAACACUCUGAAUUAUCUCCCAGCAAACAUCCAGCAUGGAGGGAAGAAGAGCCACCUUCACCGGCUCGAGGAUUCAGGGUCGUCUUCCUCCGAUUUGAAUCGGAUUGAAGCUCUGCGUGGUGCUGGAGACUCUUCCUCUUCAGCGAGACGGUUCAGAAAAAGCAUUUCUGGUGAUGGACCUCUGCUUGAAUCCCUAAUGAUUUCCUCUAUGCAGAAUCUACGAGGUCCCGAAGACGAUAGUGAAGAUUCCUCUUCCAAUUCACGACAACAUCUCAAUUCACGACAACAUCUUGAUCUUGCUAGUCUUCGUGGUGGUGGAACGGGAAUAAUAAAGUCUAAAACUUCUAAUUUAGUGAAGAACAACUCUCACUCGUCUGGUGAUCAAGACGAUGCGCAUCUUCUACUUCAGCAAGAGCCACAACAAGAUGAGCAUGAACUUCACCAUGAACAUGACGAAGAUGUUGCCCAACAUGUUGAACAAGAAGAUUUUCUCCAUGUAGCAGAUCCAGUUUUCGAUUUCGGCAAUCACCAGAUUCAUGUAUCUUCCAGUCCUCAUCCUAGAGGUAGCAUGCCUGGCCCACCAGACUCAGCUUUUCGUGGUUUGUUUCCGGAGGACAUGAAGAAUAAGAAAGAUGACCUUCCGUCGUCGACGAGUGCUGCCUCUGCCAUAGGCAUAGUAGAGGAUGCCUCGAUGCUUCCUGAAGGUACUGCACCAUGGGAAGCGCGUUUGUUGCAGACCUAUCGUGCAAUACAGCUGUCUGCGAGUACGCGGAAGAGCAAACGCAGAAGAAGCGAUAAUGAAGAUGGUAGUAUGGAUAAUCGCAGUAAUGAAGAUGGUACCUCGUCCACUUCGUGUGUCGUGGUAGUGGAAGAUGAGAAUAACACCACUUUUGAAGCAGUCUGUAGUCCAGAAACAGAAGAUCGAGAAGCAGCAUCCUUGGCCUUUCGCGAUAUUUUGGCCCUUGCGACAGCUGGUGAAAUUCGUGUACGUCAACGAAAGGCGUUUGGAACUAUCAGCAUCCGUUUGCUGGGUGCAACAGCUGAAGCGGUCUUCUAGAUGAUACUGCACACUGUGGUGCUGGGGAGUUGUACAAAGAAGAAGAAGAAUCGAAAUAGAAUAUCAUAUUAUACUUGCUGACUUUUUUUGCUUAAGGAUACGGAGGACAGAAAUGGAAUUGAAAAUACCGAUGGGACAAUACCUGCUGAGGCCAACAACAAAAAAACCUUCCAAGAAACACGUCAGAAGUAGUAGAGUGCAAUAGGUAGCAGGUACAACAACAACUACUACCAUAGGAAUACUAGAGCAUUUUUUUGCGUGCAGCAUCAUCAACACCUAGUAAACCAACGACCAUCAUUAUUUACCUAGUAAGUGUACAAGUAGUAAGAAAAAAGUACGGUCGACGUGCAACCUUGUGAAACCAGAUGAAUGACGAGCUACGAUCGUCCUCGUUGUUCUUUGCAGAUCUAUUUUUACGCCUGAUGCUCUUCCUCUUUCUUUGUUUUUAUGAGCAAGUCUGAACAAUGAUCACGAGUACUUACGAUUUUUCACCAAGAAUUUUCUGUUUGCAAGUUGAAGUUCGCUCCGCUACCUCAAGUAGUGCAUACUGCUAUUCUUAUUCCUUGGGAGUACUCGCAAAUACAAGUAAGUCUGAGUAUCUACUUCUAACUGUGCAACAAGUCAUGAAAAGUUUGGAUCGUCUAGAAGUAAAUGAAAUGCAAUACUAGAAUUUCAGAUGCUGCCAGAUUAAUAAGUGCUAUGGAUCCUAUUUUUCUUCUUGAAGCGUUGUAGACAGCGUACAAUGGGAGCUACUUUUUUGAUAUUGAAAAUAAGAUGGUUAACUGAACAAAGCAUGAAUAUCAUGUUGAUUACAGUAGUUGUUGUAAGUAGAAGUAAUUUAGUUGAUGUUGAUCUUCCUGCUACGAAUUGGACAAGAACGAGAUGAAAUGAACGUGAAUCCUUACUGGUGUUGUAAACUAGAAGUAGUAGAACUAGUGAUGAACUUCUUCGACUAGAACAGGUUGUUGUAGUAGAACUAUUUUUCGCUUCAUUGGCAUUGAAAGUGAGAAGUUGAGUUGUGAAAGACGAUUAGGACAACUAUUGUUAGAGAAAAUGAAGUAGAAGUCUGAUAUUCUACUUCUUGAUGAAGACGUUUCCAUCUAUCAGCUGCAUUGUGACCAUGGGAUCCAGGCAGGAGCAGAGUCACAGCUUGGAGACGCGCAGGUUGGUGAUUCAUAUAAAAGGCGUUUGAAAGUGUACUCCUAUCCUCCUGACAUGAACAGAAAUUAGUAUCGAGCAAUGCCAAAACGAUAACGAUGAUGAUGUCGUGCUUUCUCUGUGCGUCGGUGAAGCGCGUGCUUUCUCUUCCUCCACCGGUUUUUCUGCACCUGACCUAG